AUGGCCAUGAUUGCCAUGGUGAUCCAGAGCGCCCCCGGGAGAAAGCUCAAGCUUUCCCAGAUCCUCCAAGAGCUCAGCAGCAUCUUCCCUUUCUUUAAGGGGGAUUAUCAGGGCUGGAAGGACUCUGUUCGACACAACCUCUCCUCCAAUGAUUGCUUCAGAAAGGUAAGGACUUGGUGCUCCUGUGAUGUGAUGGUGGUGGUAGGCUCUUAA
Staurois parvus is the source of this 213-nucleotide messenger RNA. Lineage: Eukaryota; Metazoa; Chordata; Amphibia; Anura; Ranidae. The record is from the annotation of a GenBank genome assembly.